AUGAAGCUCUCAACCUUCUCAAUUUUUCCCAUGUUUCUUUUCAUUUUACUAUCAUCUACAUCCGCGCAACAACCAUCUUCAAAGCAAAACAGUUUUCGUCAAUGCCUCUCAUAUUACUCUAAUGCUUCUAUUCCCUUCUCUAGUACAUUUUUCACCCCAAACAGUUCUGCAUUCACUACCGUCCUAAAUUCAACGGCACAAAACCUCAGGUACUUGCUCCCUUCAAAGCCAAAACCAGAGUUCAUUUUCAGGCCAACUGAUGAUUCCCAAGUUCAAAGUGCUGUUGUUUGCUCAAAAAAGCUUGGUAUACAUCUUAGGGUCCGAAGCGGAGGACAUGAUUAUGAAGGUCUCUCAUAUGUGUCCCAAAUUGAAAACCCUUUCAUUAUCAUAGACCUUGCCAAGCUUCGGUCAGUUAAUGUCAAUAUCCGAGCUAAUAGUGCAUGGAUUCAAGUUGGAGCCACUCUUGGUGAACUUUACUAUAGAAUUGCAGAAAAAAGCAGCACUCACGGCUUCCCAGCUGGUAUCUACACAAGUGUAGGUGUGGGAGGCCAUAUAACUGGAGGUGCAUAUGGUACUUUGAUGAGAAAAUAUGGCCUUGCAGCUGAUAACGUCCUGGACGCCAAAAUCGUUGAUGCCAACGGCAGAAUUCUCGACCGAAAGACCAUGGGAGAAGACCUGUUUUGGGCAAUCAGAGGUGGUGGAGGAGGAAGCUUUGGAAUCAUCCUGUGGUGGAAGAUAAAAUUAGUUCCUGUUCCAUCAACUGUGACAGUUUUUAGACUUGCCAGGACCUUGGAACAAGGUGCCACAAAGCUUCUCCACAGAUGGCAACAAGUAGCCGCUACUAAGCUCGAUAAAGAUCUCAAUAUAAGAGUUCUGAUAACACCAACAGUAGUGGACAGCAAAAGUGGCAACAGAACUGUCACAAUUAUUUACGAAGGUCAGUUCCUUGGAGGAGUUAAAAGGCUCCUUGAGGUUACGCAAACACAGUUCCCCGAGCUGAACUUGACAAGAAAAGAUUGUACGCAGACAAGUUGGCUCAACUCUGUGAUGUUCCUAGCAGGUUAUGAAAAUGGAACUCGUCCUGAGGUUUUGCUUGAAGCAAAACCCACAUUCAGGAACUACUUCAAAGCAAAAUCAGACUUUGCCAAAGUCCCAAUUCCUGAAGCUGCGCUAGAGGGUCUAUGGAAAAGAUUGUUGGAAGAACCCACUCCUCUGAUUAUUUUUAAUCCAUAUGGCGGAGUGAUGAGCAAAAUUCCAGAGUCAGCUAUACCCUUCCCGCACAGAAACGUUCUCUUCAAAAUCCAGUACGUGACUACAUGGCAAUCUGCAAAUGAAAACGAGGCAACUCAUAUAAAUUGGAUCAGGAUGGUCUACGACUACAUGACUCCUUAUGUCACAAAAUCCCCAAGGCAAGCAUAUGUGAAUUAUAGGGAUCUUGAUCUGGGGAUAAACAAGAAGAACACUAGCAUCGCUGAAGCAAGUGCUUGGGGUACCAUGUAUUUCAAGAACAACUUUUACAGAUUGAUAAAGAUUAAAACCAAAGUUGAUCCUCACAACUUCUUCAGACACGAACAGAGCAUCCCACCUCUUGCUCUCCAUGCCAGACAAACUAGGAACUAG
Argentina anserina (silverweed cinquefoil) is the source of this 1620-nucleotide messenger RNA. Its product is annotated as berberine bridge enzyme-like 15. The record is from RefSeq and is a predicted model, not a curated record. Lineage: Eukaryota; Viridiplantae; Streptophyta; Magnoliopsida; Rosales; Rosaceae. Gene Ontology annotation, molecular function: FAD binding; oxidoreductase activity. Bases 1 to 1620 code for a protein of 539 amino acids. The transcript has a single exon.